AUGAACGCGACGGCUGGAGACGCGAUGGCCAAGGGCGAGAGCCACAUCGAGGUGGACCCGCGCUUGGGCGAUCUUGCAGCAGUGGAUGUCGCCGAAAAGGCCCCCAUCGUCCUCGAGGAGGAGCCAGCGGCUGCCUACCUCCGCGUGCACAGCGAGUGGGCAGACUACGAGCCAUCAGAGGCUGGAGCUGUGCUCCGCAAGAUCGACUGGCGCCUCAUGCCGCUCAUCAUCGGCACCAUUACCAUUGCUGCGGUUGAUAAAAUCCUCAUCUCCAACGCCGCACUAUACGGCAUGACGACGGACACGCAUCUGGUCGGCCAGCAAUACAGUUGGGUCGGCUCGAUCUUCUAUUUCGGUUGGCUUAUCGCGGAAUACCCCGGCAGCGUCGUUCUGCAGAAGUUCCCGGUGGGCAAGACGGUCGGAGCUGCUGUCGUUGUUUGGGGUAUUCUCGUGAUGUGUCUUGGCGCAGCUCAGAACGCGGCAGGCCUCAUGGCGCUUCGUUUUCUCAUGGGUGUCUUCGAAGCGCCUCUAUUUCCAGCUGUCACCAUCCUGAAUACCAUGUGGUAUAAGAAGCAGGAGCAGCCAGUCCGCAUGGCUAUCACAUUCAUGGCUUUUUCCAGUCUGGUCACGGGCGUCGUCUCAUAUGGCAUCGGUAAUGCCCAGACCGCCAUCGCUUCCUGGAGGCUGCUAUUCCUGGUAGUCGGAGGAUUCACUCUCCUCUGGGGAGUAGUGCUGCUCAUCUGGCUGCCUGACUCGCCGCUGAAGGACAACUUUCUCAAGGGCAAGGACAAAUUUAUCGCGCUUGACAGAGUGCGCGAAAACAUGACUGGGGUGGACAAUAAGGAACUCAAGUGGUACCAAGUCCGGGAAGCAUUCACGGACUACAAGACGUACCUUCUCUUCAGUUUCGCAGGACUCAUGGUCGCCAUUCCCCAACGGUGGCUGAAAAACAAGCGUUGCAUCUCGGAGGCGCUCUGCUGUCUUGUCCCGCUGGCCUGUUCUAUUCUUAUUAGAAUGCUUUCGAGCGAGAACAAGGUUGGCCGCCUCCUUGCUUACUACUUGUUUUACUUUUUCUGGGGUCCUUAUGCCACUGUUCUGUCGCUGCCUAUGGCGAACGUAUCCGGUCACACCAAGAAGCUCACAAUCAACGCAACCGUCCUUCUGGCCUAUUGUAUUGCCAAUAUCAUCGGCCCUCAGGUUUUCAUUGCCGCCGAGGCACCGAACUAUACAACCGGCUACAACGCUAUUCUGGGCUUCGAAAUUGUUGCUAUUGCCAGUCUGGCAGCGUAUGCUAUUGGCUGCCGUAUUGAGAAUAGCCGUCGUGACAAGGCUGAAGGGAGUGACGUCUCUGUUUCGAUGAAGGAGCAGCUAGGGGAUUUGACCGACUAUGAGAAGACGGGGUUUCGUUAUGUAUACUGA
Molecule: messenger RNA, 1419 nt
Organism: Microdochium trichocladiopsis
Lineage: Eukaryota; Fungi; Ascomycota; Sordariomycetes; Xylariales; Microdochiaceae
Product: major facilitator superfamily domain-containing protein
Exons: 8
Coding region: 1-1419 (472 amino acids)
Biological process (GO): transmembrane transport
Cellular component (GO): membrane
Molecular function (GO): transmembrane transporter activity
Source: RefSeq, a predicted model, not a curated record